AACGGGGAAUGUCGGAUGUACGAGAAAACGAGACACGACCACGCCAGCGUGUCGCUAGCUCCACCCAUAGACACGCUCAGGCGAAACGGGACGCUGGUCGGUCUCGCAGCCACCUCGGCUUCGGCGACUUUGCCCGGCAGCGCAGGAACCUCGUCGGGCUAGCUGAGCCUGCUGUUAGAAAGAGAAACGAAGAAGGAAAGAGAAGACAGCCCGAUAGAGAGGGAGAUCGUACGGUUGGGAGUGUGUUGAGCGUGAGGGGUGGGGGUGCCGAAAUCGUGCGGCAGGGAUCUUCGCAUGAAGGAAGGCAGACUCUGAUGGUCAAUCGGGCGCCGCGCACCGCAGCAGUGACGCGUCACUGCACCCCUGUUUUCGAGUUGCACGUGUUUCUUUCCUCUUCACCGACGCUCACGUUCAAUUGUCCUCUUCUAGUUUUCCUUGGUCAGCUUGCCGCGAUAACGACCGAUAAACACAGUAUACGAGACUCGCCCGCCCGAAAAUACCGAAAUAGUCGUUGCCGAUGGUAGAGAGCAACGUUGUUCUCGCGACGCGGUCAUUCUAUCACGUUCCGUCGAACCUCGUCUCCGAUCGCAGACCACGGGUCUCGUUCGUGUUUCUGUGAACGACGAAUCGUUCAUCGUCAUUGUCGUCGUCGUUGUCGUUCCGUGGUUGUCGAUUUUCCCUGUGCCGAUUUGCAACACAGGAGGCAAUCUUCGUUUUAGAUCGAUUCGCAGCUAAGCUGCAGUGGUGAAUUCCGUUACGAGCAUUUCGCGCCACUUCCGUUUUAAACUGUGCAAUUCUCAGUGAUCAGUGAGACCGUUUCCAAGAAGAUCUACGAUACGUACAGCGAGAUUCGUCUGUUUUCGAAGUCGUGGCGAAUCGAGCCGCUCGAAUAGUUCCGCUGGUCGAGCUGCGUUCAAAAAGUGUUGUGAACAUCCCGCGGAGACACGUAGCUGCGGAUUGUGCUUUUAGCUGGUGACUGGAUCCGGCCUGACCACGGCCAUUCUCGACACGAGGAGGACUUGAUGCACGGGGGUGGUGCGGGUAUUGGCGGGGGUUCUAUGGUCGGACAGAACUCAAUAUUUGGGUGCUCGGCUGCAGGACACAGCGGGGUUAACCAGCUUGGCGGUGUUUACGUCAACGGCCGACCAUUACCAGACUCGACAAGGCAGAAGAUCGUCGAACUGGCCCACAGUGGUGCUAGGCCCUGCGACAUCUCGCGCAUACUGCAAGUCAGCAAUGGAUGCGUUUCCAAGAUCCUCGGCAGGUAUUACGAGACUGGUUCGAUCAAACCACGUGCAAUCGGUGGUAGCAAGCCACGCGUAGCGACCACACCAGUGGUGAACAAAAUUGCCGACUACAAACGAGAAUGCCCGUCGAUUUUUGCCUGGGAGAUCCGUGAUCGACUGCUGCAGGAAGGUGUUUGCAACAACGACAACAUUCCAAGCGUGUCGUCCAUCAACAGGGUGCUGAGGAACCUGGCCUCGCAGAAGGAGCAACAGGCUGCGGCGGUGCAGGCGCAUCAGGGUGCCGAGAGCGUGUACGAUAAGCUUCGGAUGUUCAAUGGGCAGGCUGCAGGCUGGCCACCGGCUUGGUAUUCCGCUACGCCCUCUCAUCAUCCCUUGGCCACUGGAAUUCCAACGGCAGCGACCCCCGGCUCUGGCCAGUCGCUGCUGCCCGGCAGCCAGCUUCAUGGUCGAGACGAUUCUCUGCUCAAACGAAGCGAUACAGGUUCUUUGUUGUCGCAUCAGCAAGAAACAACGUCAGAUGGAAAUUCGGAGCACAACUCGUCCGGCGACGAGGACUCGCAAGUUCGACUGAGGCUAAAACGAAAGUUGCAGCGCAACCGAACAUCCUUUUCCAACGAGCAGAUCGACAGCCUCGAGAAAGAAUUCGAGCGGACACAUUACCCGGACGUGUUUGCACGGGAGCGUCUCGCUGAGAAGAUUGGAUUGCCUGAGGCACGUAUCCAGGUGUGGUUCAGUAAUCGCAGGGCGAAGUGGCGUCGAGAGGAGAAAUUACGGAACCAAAGGAGAGCAGCCGUCGAUCAGGUAGUCGGCGGAGGCAGCAGCGGGGGUGGUAGCAGCACCGCGCCCCCAGCUGCGACCCCUGCCACGCCACGGUUACCCUUAAACGCCGGAUUCAACGCCAUGUACUCGUCGAUACCGCAGCCGAUCGCUACGAUGCCUGACACUUACAGCUCGAUGUCGAGCAGCUUGGGCGGGUCAAUGGGUGGAAGCUGUCUUCAGCAGCGCGCCGAGGGAUAUCCGGCGUACGUGUUCCACGAGCCUCUUCACUCUCUGACGCAGUCUUACUCCCACGCACACAGCACUGCUGCGCACUCGCAACCCCAUCGUGGUAUACCGACCUCUCAUGGUGGAACCCCCACCACGCCAGGAGGACAGCCUGCAGGACCAGGUGGUGCACCCUACCAGCCGACGACCUCGACCGCGACUGGUGUGAUAUCGGCUGGCGUCUCGGUUCCCGUGCAGAUCCCGUCUCAAACACCAGACCUGACCGGCAACUAUUGGCCGAGGCUCCAGUGAUCCCAGCUCUUCGGGUUCCCGCCCGCGAGCUUGCUCGUCGGCCAGGAGAGCCCGCCGCCACCGACAGCCACCCCUGGUGCAGUGUCCCGGCCGCUGCUCGCUUCCCUCGGGAUACCGACGCAGCCAGCGCAGCAUCAGCCUUCGAACACACCGGCUACCACUCCCGUGCACACCUCCGACACCAGUGAGUGAACCAACCGAUCAAUCUCUUCGGACGCUCUCUUGCAGAGAUGGUCGCGCGCGCGAUACUCGAUCACACGAGACGGUUCGUUGCCGUACGGCGAAUCGCCGACCUCGAUCACUGCGUUCAUCGCGAUCGCGUCAUGAUGGCGCGCGAUGACAUUCGAACGAGAUAAUCGACGACGCUUGUUCAGCGUCGCCCCGAACACACGUGGAUUGUGACUUUGCAAGUUCAGCGGGUCAGCAGUGUUCCUAGAUGGAUCUUUUUCUUUUUUGUUUUUAAAUUAAUAUCAAAGUAACUUUUUUUUUCAUACGUUAUGAUCUUAUUCUUACGUAUACGGCACUGCUACGCUAUAAAAUUGUUUUCUUUUUCUGGAUCGAUUAAUGAAUGUAUUUAUUUACUGGUUGAUUCUUCGGCGUUGUAUGAUAAUGUGUUAUUAAAAAUAUAGAGUGAAGAGUUUUUUUCGUUGUUUCAUAUUGCAAUAUUUUAGGUUCGUGUUUUAUGUGAAUUAUUAUGGGAAUUUGUUUUCGAGUUUCAUAUUAUGAAUAUGAUUUUAAUACAGUUUAACUGUUCUCUUUUAUUUAGCCGAUGUACAUAUUCGUUUGUUCUCUUCGUUGCAGUAAGUAAACUGGCUAGGACGAGAAGUACUUGCUAUAUCUGUCUUACUUAACAGUUUGGGACGUAUAAAUACCGAUUAGCAAUGUUCGUGUUCGAUAUCCUCGAUAUUCGAUACGAUGAUCUAACGUAUCCGAUUUUCUAUUGUUUCGAAUUUAGAGGUACCGCACGUAAUCUAGUUUAUCGAGAAAAUAAAAACAAAGAAUCAACGUUUCAGCCAUAAUUCGUUUUCAAAGAGUUGCGUUCUCCCACUUUCUCAGAGUCACAGGGAAAGGGUUGCACGAAUGAGAUCAGGUAACCUGUUAAGGGACCAGCGCAACAGGAGUUGAAAAAAGGGAAUAAAAGGUUAACGAGUCCGCUUUAAUUCGAUUAAUUACCCGUUGGAAGCUUGCCAAAUCUCGACAACUAGCGGACACUGCUGAUCGUUACUUUGGGUCACCGAAAAAACAAGUACGCACACUCUCGUUCAGAAUUUGCGAUUAAACACCCUCGUAACGGAAAGUACGCGCGCGAAGCGUUCGUUGUUCCAUUGAAAUCGAAGAAUCCUUUGAAAUAUCUUUCGCUAUUUUAAAUACGAACGAUCGCAAAUUCUCGCGCACUUUGCGCGUUAACCUCUCGAGUCGGCAAAUUAUUAGGUCGGUAAUUAAUUCGUCUAAAUUCAGCAAGUUUCUUAACACUUUCGCCGACAUGUAGAUAUUUUUGCAACGUGCUUGAAAACCCAUUUCUAAUUGUUGUGUAGUAAUACAACGUGUACGAUAAGUAGAGUACCGUGUUACUGAAAUUAUUAUCUAGAUCCUAGAUGGUGGAUAUAUUAUGUAAAUUCAGAUUUCUAUGAACGCAACCAAAGACGAAAAACUUAUAUCCAAGAAAAUGUAUUUUUUCACAUUGUAUAGAUUUUUAUCAUAUUUGAAUUUUCCCAUAAACAUCCGCAGUAUCGUAUCGUAUCGUACAAUGUACUAAAUUUCGGUAUAUGAUCUUUAUUAAGAAACGAUUACAAUCGUUUUGCCCGCCAAAGUGUUAACAAAUACGUACAGACAAACGAUAAUGUAUUAACAAACUGAUACGUAUACAUCGAAUUGCCAUAAACGAUAAAGUUAUGACGACGUACGCUUCUUGUACCUACGCGAAACUGAUUUGAGGGGUUAAUGAACAUUCAUUGCGUGAGAAACUGCACGUAAGCUUAAACUUCUUCAAACAGCUGUUUACUUGGUACAUUUUAAUGUCGGAAAAUCGCGUCGAUCGUCGCGCGAACGCGAUGUAUCAAAGAUCGAGGCGGACGCUCAUCGUCCUUUCUUCGAAUCGCGUUUAAUCUAGUGGUCAUAGACGUAUACGCAUGACCCGGGUCACGCAGGGUAUAUUAUCCAUCUACUCACGACAGUGUACAAAUGAACGUAUCGGCGUCGAACAUGUUCGUUAGACGAUCCAAUGUACGAAAUGCUACAAGUAUAUCGUAUUGCAAUAUACAUUUAAAACAUAAUAUUUGAAAUUUUAUAUACCAGCGAACGAACAUCAACGAAGUAGAUUAUCUAUUGUAUAUAAGUAGCAUGGUGUUAAUAUUUUCUUUGUUGUUUGUCUGGAUAAAUUUUCAAAUUUGGAAAUUUUAAGUUGAAGAAUGACUUCGUUGCUUAUGAGUACCGUUUCGAGGAAACAGAGUGUAACACAUUCGCUGCUACUGACGCAUAUGUUACGUCAAAUAAGUUAGUAGCUGCUAAUUGUUGCAUUUUAGUUUCUCGACGGAAUCGUUUAGAAAGAUGAACAAGAUAGUGACGUAUUGGAAGAAACGCAAUUUUGUUUGUAACGCAGAUGUUUCUUACGAAAAAGGAAAAUAUGAAUCGAAGGGUAAACUGGCGUAUUAUAGUAACAGCGAAUGUAACGAUCGAUAGCGACAGUUUCCUUAAUUUUAUGCGGACUGUGAACUUAAAACGAUUGAAAAGCCGGAAUCUUCGACAAAAGUUCAAACUAUUAAUCCAAAUUAGAUAUAGGCCAGUGAAGUGGAACCAAUUUGAAAGUAAAAAUCCUUUAAAAAUCUAUCAUUGUUUCAGAAAUCUGGAUAUCUGAAAAAAUCUAACGAAUUCGAAUAGAAUCUAUGAUAUUUCGAAAUGAAAUAAAAUAUCCUUAUUUCAACUAUUCUAAAAGAAGUAUAUCUUUUUACUCGUAGCAUGAAAAUAAUUUCAAACUUCCAUUUGUGUAUUGUUAUCGUUUACUACGGGCGUUCUUAUAUCUCUCGAUCGAUGACUGGCAAGAUUCGUUUAUCGAAUUUUUCACGCGUGGCUGUGGUACGCAUGACAGCCGAGCGAUUCGCGUGGAAAUUUCGAGGGAUUCGAAGACAGAGGCAGGAAGGGCGGGCAUCCGCUGCAAAUAUUCUCGCGAGACUUUAGGGUGGCUCUGGCCAAGCUGGCUGCCUUUGUAAGGGUGGGAGCUGCGGGGAUUGAUAGCUACCUCGAGGGUGGCUUUUUUCGCCGGCCGGCCAUCACGCUUGCUCGCAGAUAUGGCGUCGGCUGACAACGUUCCACCAGCCAGAAACUUGCUUCGGAAAAGUGACUGCUUACGAGAUCGAACUUCCCUCGUCGAGUGGAAAUUCGUAGAGAAGUUCCGCGAAAGUCGUGGAGAACGUUUUUGUAGCGAUAAAGAUUUUCGUUCAUCGUAAACGAUAAAGAAAUUCAUUUCUCUUUGUUUUUUUUCUUUUUUUUUUCUAAGAAAUGUUUCAUUUCUAUCGUUGGAUUUGCAUCGCGACACGUUAUGUUUUUGACAGUGUAACAUGCUUUAAAGCUUUCGAUACUUAUUUAAGAGAUUAAUCGUUAGUCAUCUUUGGUCUUUCAUCGAAUCAAUUUUUUAACCAUAGCUAACACUAUAAACGACAAAAUGUAACGAAAUAAAAAUCAGUAUUUUUUUACGUUUGAAAAAAUAUUCAUUGUAUCUUGCACCCUUGCAUGACCAGCAAUCUUUGUAGAUACUUUUCUAACGAGGUUCGAAAAGUGUGUAACUCUUUUGUUGUGUAACUUCCCUUUGAAUCUAUGGACGGGAUAUCUUGCAAGGCGAUGUUUAAAAAUUUGGUUUAUGCCAAAAGUUUAUUCCAAAAAGUUGUAAACGGUGGGAAUCUCAGCCAAAUCGUCGUAAAGUACUUAACGACGUUAACUAUAAUUAAACGUUGGAUAUGUAUUUUCACAUAUUUUUAAAAC
Molecule: messenger RNA, 6518 nt
Organism: Bombus impatiens (common eastern bumble bee)
Lineage: Eukaryota; Metazoa; Arthropoda; Insecta; Hymenoptera; Apidae
Gene: toy
Product: paired box protein Pax-6
Exons: 10
Coding region: 1023-2543 (506 amino acids)
Biological process (GO): regulation of transcription by RNA polymerase II; anatomical structure development
Molecular function (GO): RNA polymerase II cis-regulatory region sequence-specific DNA binding; DNA-binding transcription factor activity, RNA polymerase II-specific
Source: RefSeq, a predicted model, not a curated record